Ruditapes philippinarum (Manila clam) is the source of this 1095-nucleotide messenger RNA. RefSeq lists its product as uncharacterized. The coding region runs from base 187 to 681 and encodes 164 amino acids. The record is from RefSeq and is a predicted model, not a curated record. The transcript has 5 exons. NCBI's taxonomy places the organism in Eukaryota, Metazoa, Mollusca, Bivalvia, Venerida, Veneridae.
AUUUUUAGAUGAAAAAAUAAGUAAUAAAUACACGUUAAGUAAUACAUAACUUUAGAUCAUAUCAUAAAACAGAAAACAGUAAGAACUCAAGCCACUUGCCUUGUUAAAUUUCGUUUGGAAGCUUGAAGACUGAUUUUUGCUUGAGUAUAGAUACAGAAAUUGUUUCAUCUUGAGUACUUCUGAAAAAUGGCGCGUAAAAACAAAUCAACGAGAAAUGCUAAACCCAAGGCAACUCAUAAAUCUCCAGAAAAACCAGUAUCUGAGAAUUUACAAGACAAACAAAGAGGAAAUAUGCCACGGAGGAGAGCAACAAACUCAUUGUCCCGCGACAUUGAGAAAAAGAAAGAUACAAAUGAAAACGACGCUGCUCACGUCGUUGGUACCGUUGUUGGUAUCAUUGGUGGUACAUUUGCAGGGAUACUUGUCAUGCAAGCAAUGAUGUUUAUUUAUGGACCAAUAUUCGGCAGUUUUGCAGGAGCAGGUACUGCCGGUUUGUUUGGUGUGGCCAUUCAAAGUGUUCUGUCGAAGCAUGUUCAGCUUUUGAACGUUAUUCUUCUCGUAUUAGGCUUGUUACUUCUGCCUUUGCUUAUCUACCUUGUGUUCGGAGCAGCUACAGGAGCAUCUACGUUUGAUUAUGUCCGGGAAAAUAAUGAACCAAGAAGCAUAGUUAACUUGGAAUAAAAGUUACAGAUUACAGAAUUAUAAUGAUAGUCAUCACCUCUAUUAUUCUACAUUCAACGAGAAAUGUUGUUUAUCGAGAAUGUAACGUGUUUUAAUUGUAUUGGACUGUUAAUAGUCCAGUUCAUAAAAGAAUUAUCAGUUUACCUAGAUUACAACUUCUUAUGAGGAGCUUAAAGCAGCGUGCUUCCAGAUUCAUGCUUAUUUUCAUGAAAACAUAGAAAAUGAAUUUUAAAGUACAAUCUUGAAUCUUGAAUCUUUCUCACUUUUUUAAAGUCUUAGUACAAUUUUCUCAAGUUUGAUUUUCUUGAAAUGCUGUGGCUUAACUUGAGGCGUGCAGCCUUAAAGUUCCUUUUUGCAUCUUUGAUUUUGGUUUUCAUUUCAGUAAAACACAUCGAUUUUCUAAGUUACUAGUAU